AUGGGCAAAGAUACAUUCACACUCGCCGGCCGCGAGUGGCCCAAAGUGAACUGGUGGAAGAUGAAGGGCAUGCGUUCCGUCUAUCUCACCUUGGGAGCCGCGAUGGUCACCUCUGCAACGAAUGGUUAUGACGGUUCUCUGAUGAACGGCCUCGAGGCCCUGGACGACUGGAAAAGGUCAUAUAAUCAUCCCGAGGGAGCGACGCUUGGUUUACUGGCAGCGUCCAUGUCCAUUGGCUCGAUACUUGCCAUCCCUGUGGUUCCCUACGUCGCUGACCUGUUCGGCCGUCGCUUGAUUGGUGCCUGCGUUGCCCUUGGAACGAACAACAUCAAAGGAAACGACUGGUCGUGGCGUGUGCCCUGUCUUCUUCAGGGUGUGCCCUCAGUAUGCCAACUGAUUUUCAUCUGGUUUGUGCCAGAAUCACCUCGCUGGCUUAUCUCCAAAGGCAAAUCAGAGAAGGCAAAGAAGAUAUUGGCCUACGUCCAUGCACAAGGCGACGAGGACGACGAACUGGUCAACGUGGAAUUCGACGAGAUCCAGCAAACCAUCGCGCUCGAGAAGCAACUCGAAGGCAGCGGCUGGUCUGAGCUGUGGUCGACUCCUGGCAACAGACACCGAUCUAUCAUUCUUAUCUCCAUCGGCUUCUUUUCCCAGUGGUCCGGAAACGGCAUCGUAUCCUACUUCUUGCCAAAGGUCCUCGAGCUUAUCGGCAUCACCGACAGUCACAAGGUCCUCACGAUCAACAGCGUCCUCAACGCCGUGAACGUCGUCUCCGCAACGGGUAUCUGUUUCUUCGUUGACAAGCUAGGACGCCGCAAGCUCUUCCUCACAUCUGUCACUUGCAUGCUCCUCUGCUUCAUCUCAACCACCAUCGCCCUUGCCCGCUUCCCCCAUGGUCCCGGCGGCGCAGAUGACCACGCCGGCAACGCGGUGAUUGUAUUCAUCUUCCUGUAUUACAUCUCAUACAACAUCGGUUUCAGCGGUCUUCUGGUCUCAUACUCGUCCGAGAUCCUGCCGUACCGUCUCCGCGCAAAGGGUCUGACACUGAUGUUCUUCUGUGUGGCUCUCAGUCUUCUGUUCAACCAGUACGUCAACCCGAUUGCGCUGCUGGAUAUCGGCUGGAAGUACUACAUUGUAUACUGUGUCUGGCUGCUCUUUGAGCUGUUUGUUGUGUGGAAGUACUAUGUUGAGACGAAGAACACCCCGCUCGAGGAGAUUGUCAAGUUCUUCGACGGUGACCAGGCGGUCCUUGGUGGCGCAGCGGCCACCGAGAAAAUUCAUGAGUUGGUCACCGUGCAGGCGAGAAGUGCUGAGGAGACUCUAGGUGAGAAGGGACCGGCUGUGUUGGCGGCCAUCUUCAUCAUUAAGAGUGUUAUGCCUAGCAUUGGAGGAAGGACUUUGAAUUCCGAGUAA
Messenger RNA from Aspergillus nidulans FGSC A4, 1413 nucleotides. RefSeq lists its product as uncharacterized. NCBI's taxonomy places the organism in Eukaryota, Fungi, Ascomycota, Eurotiomycetes, Eurotiales, Aspergillaceae. The record is from RefSeq and is a predicted model, not a curated record. Gene Ontology annotation, cellular component: membrane. Bases 1 to 1413 code for a protein of 470 amino acids. Gene Ontology annotation, molecular function: transmembrane transporter activity. Gene Ontology annotation, biological process: transmembrane transport; carbohydrate transmembrane transport; proton transmembrane transport. The transcript has 8 exons.